AUGGCGGGAGAAGGACAGACUGUGGUCAUUAAGUGGAGUGGCAAUGAAUAUAGGGUCACCUUAGCGGACUCAUCAACUGUGGCAAAUAUGAAAGAUUGUAUUUACAAAGACACAGGAGUAAGACCUGAACGACAGAAGUUACUGGGUCUCAAAUAUAAAGGGAAAGUUCCAGCAGAUGACGUAGUCAUAUCUGAACUGAAACUAAAACCUAAUACCAAAAUCAUGAUGAUGGGAUCAAGAGAAGAGGAACUGGAUAAAGUAAAGGAGCCUCCACCUGACUUACCAGAAGUCAUCAAUGACUUUGAUAUAGAAGAGGAUGAAAUUGCUAUAGAAAAUAGAGAAGAAUAUUUGUCAAAAAUUGACAGAAGAGUAAGAGAUUACAAGAUUGAAGUGUUUAACCCGCCAAGGGAAGGAAAGAAACUAUUGGUCCUAGACAUUGAUUACACACUGUUUGAUCACAGAUCAGUAGCAGAGACAGCUAAUGAGUUGAUGAGGCCUUUUCUACACGAGUUUUUACAGUCUGCCUAUGAGGACUACGAUAUCGUUAUCUGGGGUAUGUCACCACCAAUGUAUGGUGUCAUAGAGGUGAAGCCACUUGGUGUGAUCUGGGGAAAAUAUCACCAAUGGACACCAAAGAAUACUAUUAUGUUUGAUGACAUCAGACGAAACUUUAUUAUGAACCCUCAAAAUGGACUGCGGAUAAAGGCAUUCAGAGAGGCACAUCAAAACAGAGCCAAAGACAGAGAACUUCUUAAGCUGGCCAAGUAUCUCAAAGACAUUUCUACAGUUGAUGAUUUCACCACACUUAAUCACAGAAAAUGGGAAAAAUAUAGGAGCAAGAGGAAGCAUGAUCAUUCAGAUGGAGAUAAUGUCUCUGAGAGCCUCAACACAGACUGACUGACCUAUGGAACAUUAUUUAAGAAACUGAUAUAUAAGCCAAGACAGAAAUAAGCAAAUGACAGAUACUACAUUGUGAUUCGGCAAAAAAAUAGACUUUCUUUUGCUGGGUUUAUGGUCUCAUGAACAGUCAAGAUAUGUUUUCUUCACGUCUAUCCAAACGGCAGAAUGUUGCAUCAUUCCAGUCGUUAUCAUUACUUCCAAUGUAAAUUUAAGUCAGAAACUAGAGUUUAAUGGUCAAACCAAGUGAGACUCAUUUACCAUAGCUGCACAUUGAAAUGGCAUUUGUCUAUCACUUGUGGAUUCCUUACUUCAGCUGUGAGUAGGAUUAUCAUGUAUGAGUAGUAUCUUGUUUUAAAUAGUGUGAGUAUGUGAUCAGGGUAUUGCAUAGAUGUAAAACGUAAACAUGAUGUGUGCAAUAUAUGUCUAAUGUUCAAUAUGUUUAGUCACUCUUUGGAUAGCUAAACAAAUAGGAGUGCUGGUCUGUACUUAAAUCCUAUGUAUUAAUCACUUCCCAUCUCAAUAACAUGAUCUGUAUUAUCUGCUUUGUGCUUCUGUCCAGCCCAACUAUUAACCAAUGUUCAUAUCUUGCUUCAUAAAUAACAAAAAUGGUAGAACCAAUGUCAGUUCCGAGUGAGUUGGUUGAUAAGUGAGACACUGUGUGUGGGUGUGGAUACCAAAAAGUGUGUGUUGUGAUUGAAACUUACUUGGAUUGUUUCAUAAUUAAUGCAAAAUAGAAGUUAAUGUUAAGUUUUGAUAUCUCUCCUUGAAACGCAUGAGAUUUUUGUUUCCUGAUGGUGCCCAUAUAAUGCUGAAUUAGUUUAACAAUUUCUUGACGAAGAAAGCACUACUGAUGAUUUAAAAUCUUUUAGGCCAAGUAACUUCAUCAGAAGAAGUACUGUAUCAAUUCUUUGUUGUGAAUUUUGUCUCCACUACUGCUGUGGUAAUGGUUCUUUCAAUGAUUUUUUUAAUUUUUAUUCUUAUAUAUUCAACCUACUAAAAUUCAUAGGGAAGACAUUGUUUUUGUUCACUAAAACAAAUCUCUAGCUUCAUGCUGGUUCAAGCUGUUUCAACUUGUGAGAAAAAUAUUGUUGCAUUUUUUAUCUAGUUAUGUUUAAAACAUAAGGGAUAUUUUUACCAUUUGUAUUAGUGAAACAGUUGCAAAAUUUUCAAAAGACAAUGCCUAGAUGCAAUUUUAUGUUGUAAUGUUAAUUGUCUGUGUCUUGUACUUGUUAAUUAUGCCUAAAAGGUCAUAACUCUCAGUCAUUGAUAUAUGUGUUUUCUGCUGAUAUUCUGAAGACAAAGUGCUAAAUCUUGAAUGGUUGAUCCAGGUAUUUCACUAUUAUUGUUGUUAAACAAUACCACAGCCUAUGAUACCCAAGAUUUAAAACAGUAUCUUACUGACAGUUCUAAAUAUAGAAUGAUGAUGUAACUUAGGUUUGUAUUUAUUUCAAUGCCUCCACUAAGACUCGAACAUGAGACCCUGUGCUUACUAGUGUGACAAUCAACCAAUCGAGCUAAAGAGAAGUUUUCUCUUGCCGAGUGGUAUAUUGCGGCUAGUAUUUUACCAGGGUAAAGAACUUUUCCUCAAGUUUCCUGGGAUUACAGCAAUGUCUGUGGGACAAUACUGAGUAUUAUUCCUGGGUCCCUACAUAGACGUCAAUGUAACAGAGGUCAUUAUUUAUUUCAUUACCUGCUUGGAUUAGAAACCAAGAACCCUGGCUUACUAAUCUGACUUUCAACUGAUCAAGCUAACAAGAAGUUCUGAGCGUUAUGUUGCAGCUAGUAUGUACAACAGUUAAAUGAUAUAACAAUUAAUUGGUAUAAACUCUCCAAAAUAACUUAAUCACCUAAUGUAUAAGCUAUAACAUUGCCAACGGUCUCCUUUCAACCCAAUAUUGUUAUACCUGAAUCAACCACCAAAACACUGAUUGCUUUUAUUAUCAGUGUUUCAAAAUAAAAAUAUGUUGAUACCAAAAA
Molecule: messenger RNA, 2877 nt
Organism: Ylistrum balloti
Lineage: Eukaryota; Metazoa; Mollusca; Bivalvia; Pectinida; Pectinidae
Product: ubiquitin-like domain-containing CTD phosphatase 1
Exons: 9
Coding region: 1-897 (298 amino acids)
Biological process (GO): protein dephosphorylation
Cellular component (GO): nucleus
Molecular function (GO): protein binding; protein serine/threonine phosphatase activity
Source: RefSeq, a predicted model, not a curated record